Syzygium oleosum is the source of this 4141-nucleotide messenger RNA. Its product is annotated as putative phospholipid-transporting ATPase 9. Gene Ontology annotation, molecular function: ATP hydrolysis activity; magnesium ion binding; ATP binding. Gene Ontology annotation, cellular component: plasma membrane. The record is from RefSeq and is a predicted model, not a curated record. NCBI's taxonomy places the organism in Eukaryota, Viridiplantae, Streptophyta, Magnoliopsida, Myrtales, Myrtaceae. Gene Ontology annotation, biological process: phospholipid translocation. The transcript has 12 exons. Bases 334 to 3912 code for a protein of 1192 amino acids.
AGAACUUUAGAAUCUUGGUGCACUUGGCUGGCCUUGUUUGACAUUGACAAAAUCUCAAAUUUACUACUAUAGCUUAAACCAUAAGAAAUUUCGCAAAGAUCCCACAGUUCCAAGCGGUCUACCCUCUUUUGGGUUCUUUGCAGGGAUCAGUUGCUUUCCAAUAUUUUGUCCUGUAUGAACAUGGGUUUUGAUGCGCACUUUGGAUCCAACAGUACAGAGGAAGCUGAUUUCAGGGUGUUUUUAAUUCUUGGAGGAGGGAUUGUGUCCUCCGGAAGAGCUCUUUAUGGGGUCUGAAACUAGACAUUGCGGUUAGAAGUUUAAAAGUCGAAGGCAAUGGCCGGUGGUAGGAAAAGGAAGCACCAUUUCGGCCGAAUCCACACUUCUUCGAGCGGGAAAGACUCCUUCUUCGGCGAGCAUUUCCUGAUCGGAGGGCCCGGCUUUUCGAGAGUGGUGUUUUGCAAUGACCCGGAUUGCAUCGAGGCCGGUAAUCAGAAGUAUGCUGGUAAUUAUGUGAGGAGCACUAAGUACACGCUUGCCACAUUCCUUCCCAAGUCAUUCUUCGAGCAGUUCAGGAGGGUGGCCAACAUAUAUUUCCUCCUUUGCGCUUUGUUAUCUUUCACUCCGAUGUCUCCUUACUCUGCCGUCAGCAAUGUCCUUCCUCUAGUUGUCGUUAUUGGAGUCACGAUGGCCAAGGAGAUUAUCGAAGAUUGGCAGAGGAAGAAGCAGGAUAUUGAGGUGAACAAUAGGAAGGUAAAAGUGCAUAAUGGUGAUGGUGUUUUCAACGAUACUAAAUGGCGAGAUUUGAAAGUUGGAACUGUUGUGAAGGUAGAGAAGGAUGAAUUCUUCCCAGCUGACCUGAUCUUACUCUCAUCCAGUUACGAUGAAGCAAUUUGCUAUGUCGAGACCAUGAAUCUUGAUGGAGAAACCAACUUGAAGCUAAAACAAGCACUCGAUGCAACUUCGAAAUUGCAAGAGGACUCAGACUUUCUAAAUUGUAAGGCCAUGAUUAGAUGUGAAGACCCGAAUGCGAAUUUGUACUCUUUCAUUGGGACCUUGGAUCUUGGGCAAGAACACCACCCUCUAAGUCCUCAGCAACUUCUGCUAAGGGACUCAAAGCUACGUAACACAGAUUACGUCUAUGGGGUGGUCAUUUUCACAGGUCAUGACACGAAGGUCAUUCAGAAUUCAACUGCACCGCCCUCCAAGAGAAGCAAGAUCGAGAGAAGAAUGGAUAAAAUUGUGUACUCUUUAUUCGCUUUCUUGGUUCUUCUCUCUAUCAUUGGCUCGAUAUUCUUUGGAAUUUCUACCAGUCAUGACCUUGGAGGUGAAUUUAUGACAAGGUGGUAUCUACGACCAGAUGAUACGACAAUCUACUAUGAUCCCAAAAGAGCGGUGAUUGCAGCCUUAUUGCAUUUUUUGACAGCACUAAUGUUGUACAGCUAUUUCAUCCCCAUUUCCUUGUAUGUGUCCAUAGAGAUCGUGAAGGUUCUUCAAAGCAUCUUCAUUAAUCGAGAUCUGCUUAUGUACUAUGAGGAAGGAGACAAGCCUGCUCAGGCCCGUACCUCGAAUUUGAAUGAAGAACUAGGCCAGGUUGACACAAUUCUUUCCGAUAAAACCGGUACUUUGACCUGCAAUUCCAUGGAAUUCAUAAAGUGUUCAGUGGCUGGUACUGCCUAUGGCACCGGAAUCACGGAAGUUGAAAGGGCUGUUGCCUGGGGAAAAGGGUCGUCUUUAGAUGAAGAGGUGGCAGGAGAGGAAGUCCAUACUGAGGACAAGACAUCUGUAAAGGGAUUUAAUUUCACUGAUGAAAGGAUUAUGAAUGGUAACUGGGUAAAUGAGCCUCGGGCAGAUGUCCUCCAGAAGUUCCUGCAAUUGUUAGCAAUUUGCCACACUGCAAUCCCAGAAGUGGAUGAAGAAACAGGAAGAAUCUCAUAUGAAGCCGAAUCACCAGAUGAGGCGGCAUUUGUGAUUGCAGCAAGAGAACUUGGUUUUGAAUUUUUUGAGAGGACUCAGACAAGCAUCUCAGUGCGUGAAUUAGACCUGACGUCUGGAAAAAAAGUGGAAAGAACCUAUAAGCUGUUAAGUAUCUUGGAGUUCAGUAGCUCGAGGAAGCGGAUGUCUGUAAUUGUGAGGAAUGAGGAGGGGAAGCUAUUACUGCUCACUAAAGGAGCCGACAGUGUCAUGUUUGAGAGACUUUCAGAAACUGGAAGCGAAUAUUUAAAACAGACAAAGGAGCACGUAAAUGAAUAUGCCGACGCAGGUUUGAGGACAAUGGUGCUAGCAUAUCGUGAGCUUAAUGAGGAUGAGUACAGUGAGUUCAAUGAAGCAUUUGCAGCUGCAAAGAAUAUAGUUAGCGCCGAUCGCGAGGAAGAGAUUGAGGCAGUUGAAGAAAGGAUCGAGAAGGAUUUAAUUCUCCUGGGGGCUACAGCUGUCGAGGAUAAACUUCAAAAUGGGGUUCCUGAUUGCAUUGACAAACUUGCUCAAGCUGGAAUCAAGAUGUGGGUUCUCACAGGAGACAAGAUGGAGACGGCGAUCAAUAUUGGCUUUUCCUGUAGCUUGCUUAGACAAGGAAUGAAGCAGAUAAUAAUCAACUCUGAGACACCGGAGUAUAAGUCCUUGGAGAAAGCAGGGGACAGUUCUGCCACUGCUGCGGCAGUCAAGGCAAGCGUCCUCCGUGAUAUAAGUGAAGGCAAAGCUUUGCUUGAUGCAUCUAGGGAAAGCCCUGACGUUUUGGCAUUGAUCAUCGAUGGCAACUCGCUUACUUAUGCUCUGGAAGACGAUGCCAAGGACAUGUUCCUCGACCUUGCCAUUGGCUGUGCAUCUGUUAUUUGCUGUCGCUCAUCUCCCAAACAGAAAGCAUUAGUCACAAGGCUGGUUAAACUCAGAACAGGCGGUACCACUUUAGCGAUUGGCGAUGGCGCAAAUGAUGUAGGAAUGCUUCAGGAAGCAGAUAUUGGAGUUGGCAUCAGCGGAUUUGAAGGAAUGCAGGCUGUUAUGUCCAGCGACAUUGCGAUUGCGCAGUUCCGAUUUCUGGAAAGGUUGCUACUUGUCCACGGGCAUUGGUGUUACAGAAGGAUGUCAUCAAUGAUCUGCUAUUUCUUCUACAAGAACAUUGCCUUUGGCUUCACGCUCUUCUACUUCGAGGCCUAUGCCGCAUUCUCUGGAGAAACCGCUUACAAUGAUUGGUAUCUCUCGUUUUACAACGUUUUCUUCACCUCACUCCCCGUAAUUGCCCUCGGAGUAUUCGACCAAGACGUCUCAGCUCGCUUAUGUCUCAGGUUCCCACUUUUAUACCAAGAAGGCGUGCAAAACAUGCUAUUCAGCUGGAGCAGAAUCCUUGGAUGGGCGUUAAACGGAGUCCUCAGUGCCACUUGCAUCUUCUUCUUCUGUGUCUGCGCCGUGGAGACUCAAGCAUUUAGGAAAGGAGGUGAAGUGGUCGGCUUCGAAAUCCUUGGAACGACGAUGUACACCUGCGUCGUUUGGGUCGUCAACUGCCAGAUGGCGCUAUCAAUCAACUACUUCACAUACAUUCAACAUCUCUUCAUCUGGGGAGGGAUUAUAUUUUGGUACAUAUUCCUCCUAGCGUACGGAGCUAUGGACCCUGAAAUAUCCACGACCGCCUAUAUGGUCUUCUUCGAGGCAUGCGCGCCCGCUUUCUCCUUUUGGCUCAUCACACUCUUCGUUCUGGUCUCAUCGCUCCUGCCGUAUUUCAUUUACUCGGCCGUUCAAAUGCGGUUUUUCCCAAUGUACCAUCAGAUGAUACAUUGGAUAAGGAAUGAUGGGCAAUCAGACGAUCCUGAAUACUGUCGACUGGUGUGCCAGAGAUCAUUGAAGCCCACCACAGUCGGUUUCACUGCUCGUUAUGAGGCGACAUCAAAACGCUUCGAGGAGAUCAAGGCUGAAGAAGAAUGAAGAGAUUCUUUCUUUUUGUAGACUAUUAUUAGGAUACUUUGUUAGCAAGUAUUAAGGUCUUUAAGCGUGUAUACCACGAGAGAUCAACUCUCGAGCCGCUUUUUCUCAAAGGAGGUUCGCAAGAUGACGGUCCCAACUGUGAUUGCGCUGCUGUGACCUCCUGCAACAUUUUUUCAGCUCCAAGACAAUUAUUUGAUGUUUUGGAAGCAUGGAGAGACAUUGGACAGGA